AUGGACGCCCGCCACCAAAAUUACGUUGAUACAAUUACUACUACAAAAGCUCCUGUCGGAGACGCUGUGACUGCACUAAACAUUCCAACCGUAGUCAUUCGAAUCGAACAAGAUUUUCCUGAAGUGAUAAGUGAAAGAUCAAAUGGUGGUAAGUUGGUGUUUACUCCCACGUCCAAAAUACUGACAGAUAAAAAUAACGUGGAUGUCUUGUAUACAAUACAAGAACAAAGCAAUUGUAUGUGGAGUUUACCCUUAGUCGACUCCGUUUUUCUACUACCCAUUUUCUCAAUUAUAAACCCUUUGACCUUACCAUUACCUGUUGGCACAAAACCUUUAAAGAGUGUAGCUGGUUACUAUGCUACUACAGAUGUAAUGAACAGAUUAUAG
This is a messenger RNA of Lottia gigantea (owl limpet), 387 nucleotides long. RefSeq lists its product as hypothetical. Bases 1 to 387 code for a protein of 128 amino acids. The transcript is spliced from 3 exons. Lineage: Eukaryota; Metazoa; Mollusca; Gastropoda; Lottiidae. The record is from RefSeq and is a predicted model, not a curated record.